Recurvomyces mirabilis is the source of this 3084-nucleotide messenger RNA. It is a transcript of the gene SPT16, whose product is annotated as FACT complex subunit spt16. The record is from RefSeq and is a predicted model, not a curated record. Gene Ontology annotation, biological process: transcription elongation by RNA polymerase II. The transcript has a single exon. Gene Ontology annotation, molecular function: nucleosome binding. Lineage: Eukaryota; Fungi; Ascomycota; Dothideomycetes; Mycosphaerellales; Teratosphaeriaceae. Gene Ontology annotation, cellular component: FACT complex. Bases 1 to 3084 code for a protein of 1027 amino acids.
AUGGCGGACGAAGUGAGCAUCGACAAGGCCAGCUUCCACAAUCGCCUGUCUUCGCUCAUCACUGCGUGGAAGGGCGACAAGCGCAGUGGCAAUCAUGUGUUUGGCGACGUGGGUAGCAUCGUUGUUAUUAUGGGCAAGAGCGAUGAGACGCAAGGCUUCCACAAAUCGAAUGCUGCACAAUUCUGGCUCUUGGGUUACGAGUUCCCGACCACUCUCUUCCUCUUCACCCUCGAGGGCAUGUAUAUCAUCACCACGAAGAAGAAGGCGACCUACUUGGAGCCACUGAAGGAAGGUGGCAAGACGCCUAUCGAGGUUCUCGUGCGGGGCAAGGAUGCUGAGGAGAACACCAAGCAGUUCGAGCGUAUGCUGGAGCUUAUCAAGAACGCGGGCAAGAAGGUUGGUGUGGUCGCGAAAGACGCUUCGAGCGGUCCUUUCGUGAACGAGUGGAAGACGGCAUUUGCAGACAUCAGCAAGGAUGUAGAAGAGGUGGAUAUCAGCUCGGCGCUGUCGAACGUCAUGUCGGUCAAGGAUGAGAACGAGCUGCGAGCUAUUCGAAAUGCCUCGGUGGCGUCCUCGCACGUGAUGGCUGACUACUUCGUGGACUACAUGUCUGACAUCCUCGACAAGGACAAGAAGAUCACGCACAAGGCUUUUAGCGACAAGAUUGCAGCUAAGAUUGAUGAUGACAAGUUUUUCAAGUGGAAGAAGGCGCCGGCGAACUUUGAUACCAUGCAACUGGACUGGUCUAUCAACCCUACGGUCAUGAGUGGUGGCAACUUCGACGUCCGGCUCACCACGGACCCAGAUGAUAGCAAUCUGCACGCUGGGGUAAUCAUCUCUGCCCUUGGUCUGCGAUAUCAGACAUAUGCUUCCAUGCUCGCACGAACGUACCUAGUGGACCCUAACAAGAGCCAAGAGGGGGCCUACAAGGUCUUGUUGAAUGUCCACGAUGCAGUGAUCAAAGAGCUACGAGAUGGCAUUGUCGCAAAAGACGUCUACAACAAGGCCAUCUCCGUUAUCAAGGCUUCGAAGCGACCAGAGUUGGCCGAGAAGUUUUCCAAGUCUGUGGGCGCUGGUAUUGGUAUCGAGACCCGUGAUGGCACGUUCACGCUCAAUGCGAAGAACAACCGCGUGCUUAAGGACGGCAUGACUUUUUCGAUCUCAACGUCUUUCUUUGAUGUUGAGAACCCGAGUCCGCAGGAUAAGAAGCGCGAUGCCAAGUAUGCUCUCAUGAUUAGUGACACAGUGCGUGUCAACCCUGCAGGUGUUGGCGAGGGGUUUGUCUUCACGAAAGAUGCCGCAACCGACAUGGAAAGCACAUCUUUCUUCUUCAACGAUGAUGAGGAGGAAGAGAAGAAGGAGAAGCCAAAGCCGAAGAAGGACUCGCGAGUGGGUGCCGUCGCUUCAUCCAACAUCACGAAGACGAGGCUCAGAGGCCAAGGUGCGCAGACUGCGAACGAGGAGAAAGAGGGCGCGCGAAGAGAGCAUCAGCGUGAGCUCCACAACAAGAAGCAUGGAGACGGACUGGAGAAGUACACUGCCGGCCAUGGGAAUCUCAACGGCACGGCUGUGAAGCAGUACAAGAAGUUCGAAUCAUACAAGCGCGACGCUGUGUUCCCAACCAGGGUGAAGGACCUCAUGAUUCUCGUGGACGAGAAGAACAACUCCAUCAUCCUGCCUAUCAUGGGCCGACCAGUACCUUUUCAUAUUGCCACUCUCAAGAACGCAACGACUAGCCAAGAGGGCGGAUUCUGCUUCCUGCGCAUCAACUUUCUCAGCCCCGGUCAGGGUGUCGGCAGGAAAGACGAUCAACCAUUUGAGGAUCCGUCUGCUCAGUUCAUUCGUUCCUUGACCUUCCGUAGCAAGGACAACAAUCGCAUGGAGGAUAUCAAGGACCAGAUCACUGAGAUGAAGAAGAAUAUGACACGAAAGGAACAGGAGAAGAAGGAUAUGGAGGAUGUUGUCGAACAGGAGAAGCUCGUCGAGAUUCGCAGCCGCAGACCUCACAGACUCGACAACCUCUACAUGCGUCCUGCACUUGAGAGCAAGCGCGUUGGCGGUGCCGUUGAAGUUCACACCAACGGUUUGCGCUACCAACAUCUCGGUAACCAGAGAGUCGACAUCCUGUUCAGCAACGUCAAACACCUCUUCUUUCAGCCCUGUGUGGGUGAGCUGAUUGUCAUCAUCCACGUCCACCUCAUCAAUCCUAUCAUGAUUGGGAAGAGGAAGGCAAAAGACAUUCAGUUCUAUCGCGAGGCCACCGAGAUGCAAUUUGAUGAGACAGGGAACCGCAAGCGGAAGCAUCGGUACGGCGACGAGGAGGAAUUUGAGGCCGAACAGGAGGAGAAGCGGAGACGAGCACAACUUGACAAGGAGUUCCGCAACUUUGCGGAGAAGAUUGCAGAUGCCGGCAAGAACGAGGGCUUGGCUGUCGAUAUGCCAUUUCGUGAUCUCGGCUUCAAUGGUGUGCCCAGCCGAAGCUCCGUUAUGGUACAGCCGACAACCGACUGCCUGGUACAGCUGACCGAACCACCGUUCAUGGUCAUUACACUCCUUGAUAUCGAAGUCGUACACCUCGAGCGUGUGCAGUUCGGCCUCAAGAACUUCGACAUGGUUAUCGUCUUCAAGGACUUCACGCGCCAGCCAGCCCACAUCAACACCAUUCCCGUCGAAUCCCUCGACAGCGUGAAAGAUUGGCUCGACAGCGUCGACAUCCCCUACUCCGAAGGGCCACUCAAUCUCAACUGGGCGACGAUUAUGAAAACUAUCGUCACAGAUCCUCACGUCUUCUUCAAAGACGGCGGAUGGUCUUUCCUUGCCGCCGAGUCCGAUAGUGAGGGUGAGGACGAAGAGGAAGAGGAGAGUGCUUUCGAAGCUUCAGGGGAUGAUCUGGCAAGCGAGAGUAGUGAGGAUGAGAGCGAUUUCGACGAUGACGCUAGUGCGGAGGCGUCGGAGGAGGAUGUCAGCGAUGACGAGGAGGGUGAGGACUGGGAUGAGAUGGAAAAGAAGGCUGCGAAGAAGGAUCGGGAGGGCGGGCUCGAGGAUGAGGAGAAGAGCGCAAAGGGGGGUAAGAAGAAGAGGUGA